Molecule: messenger RNA, 1000 nt
Organism: Pipistrellus kuhlii (Kuhl's pipistrelle)
Lineage: Eukaryota; Metazoa; Chordata; Mammalia; Chiroptera; Vespertilionidae
Gene: APOF
Product: apolipoprotein F
Exons: 4
Coding region: 1-915 (304 amino acids)
Biological process (GO): cholesterol metabolic process
Source: RefSeq, a predicted model, not a curated record
AUGGGGCAAAGCUUAGCUCUGGAGGUGGCCCAGGAGGAGGCUGGCUGCCCAGCUGAGGCCCACAUUCUGCAGCUGCAGCUUUUAAACUGCAGGUAUGAUCAGAAGCUUGUUGAAGAAUCAGGCAAAAAGCUGAAGAAACUCCCAAUGUACUCUGGUCCAGACAUGGGUGGCCUCAGACUCAUCUUACCACUGGAGCUGCUGCUUUCUUGCUGCCUCCUGCUGCACCCUGUGGAUGCCAUGUUCUCUGCAAACCAGACAGAUACCCUGAUGCACCUUCCCUCAUCCUUGGAAUCCUGGCCACCCUCCUCAGGUCCCUUGCCCUGCCAGACGCUGCUCCCAAAGUCCCUGCCUGGCUUUGCCCAAAUGGCCCCUCUACCCCAGUUUCUGGUAGGCCUGUCACUGAUGAUUGCCCUGAAGGAAGCUGGCUGCCGUGCUGAUGCACAGGCCCUGCAGCUCCAGCUCCACCGCCAGGGGGGUAUCCGUGCUACCCAGAUCCUCACCCGACAUCUUCAACGGCUGGAGAAAGGCAGAGACACAGAGAGGGGAGUGUCAGUGGAUGCCCUGGCCUCUGCUCUGCAGCUGUUGACCAGGGAACAGCUGGGCCCAGAAAGGGCCCGACGCUCCCUCAGCCAGGACUGCGACUUUGAACAGGAGCAGGAGGUGUACGAUAUAGUCCGUUGGGUGCCAACCGUGGGAACCUACUACAACCUGGGCACAGCUUUGUUUUAUGCCACUCAUGACUGUUUGGACAAGGCCAAGGAACGAGGCCAAGAUGGGAUCAUAGACCUGGGUUAUGACCUUUUAACGACCAUGGCUGGACUGACGGCGGGGCCUAUGGGACUAGUGUUCAGCGCUGCACUUAAACCUGUAGUGAAGGCUGGGGUUCAACGGUUGACCCAGAAUUACCAUGUGUAAGAGGCAGCCCAGCCUAUGUGGGUCUUUGGUUGAUCAGCGACCUAUGAACCACGAGAUUGCCGUUCGAUUCUGGCCAGGGCAUGUG